Messenger RNA from Zingiber officinale, 5995 nucleotides. Its product is annotated as DDT domain-containing protein PTM-like. The record is from RefSeq and is a predicted model, not a curated record. Lineage: Eukaryota; Viridiplantae; Streptophyta; Magnoliopsida; Zingiberales; Zingiberaceae. The transcript has 12 exons. Bases 430 to 5376 code for a protein of 1648 amino acids.
UAACCAUGGUGGCGUCACGGCCCUCUAUCUCCCCCUUUUUUUGUCCUAAGAAAAGCUAGGGCACAGCGAGGUGCUCCCCUCUGCCGCAGCCGCUCCUCGAUCGGCGUAUCUGAACCCUCGCUCCGCCCCUCGGGCUUCCUCCGUUGCAUAGAUCGAACUGCUCUCUGCGCCUCUCGCUUUCGCUCCGUCGACGCUGAGAUCGAGGAAGAUGCGGUGACGAGGGCGUCGUGCGAGAGGGAAGCGUUUUACGUGCGUCUAUCUUCUGUUUUUUCUGGCAUCUUCUCAUCCUUGUCACUGCCUGCUUCAGGACGCGAUGCAAAGUUUGAUCUUGGCCUUUUCAUGCCUCUUCAGUUCACUCUCCAUGUGCGUCUAGGGUUUCUUAUGCAAUUGAAGGGAAUCUUUAGUUAGUUCUAUUCUCUACUCUGUACAAUGGGCUCGGUUGUUAUGGACAUUGAUCCAGAAGAGAACAUGGAGGCACAGAACACCACUAAAGAGCCGAUUGAUCCCCUAUCCGACGUUCGCAAGACUGAGGAGGAGGUCUCUGGUGAAAAUGCUGCUGCUCUUGUCGGUAGCUAUGCGAGCAAGGUGAUUUCUGGAGUCAAGAAAGCACUUGUUGGUAAGGUCGCAUCUUAUGACCAUGAAAGUAGAUUGUACUCUGUUGUCUAUGAAGAUGGGACUCGGGAAGAUUUGGAUUCUUUCUUACUCUCCAAGAUUAUAGUCUCUGAGGAUGGCAGUACUAGCUCCAAUUUGAAGAAUAGCUGUAAGAAGAGGAAGCUUGACCUUCUGGUAUCUUCCGGUUCCACGGAGCCAAAUAUGUCUUCUCCGGGGAAGAGGUUGAUGAAUAAUGUGCCUAAUGCUUCUGGCGGAAGUGGGACUUCUUCCGAGAGGUUGGACUCAGAACUCUCUGAAGAUGCUAACUCUUCUAAUAAUUCUCCUGAUUAUAUGCAGGCUUCUUGUUCAGUUGCUUUAGCAGAAUGCCAUAUUUUAGAUUUGCCUCCAUCUUCCGGCGACAUUGCUAUUCCUGAGGAGUCAAUCAGCUAUUUAUUCUCUGUAUAUGGAUUUUUAAGAUCACUUAGUGUUCAAUUGUAUUUAUCUCCCUUUGGAAUGGAUGAUUUUGUUGGAUCCCUUAAUUGUAUGGUUCAAAAUUCUUUGCUGGAUGCCAUUCAUCUACAACUAUUGCGUGCCUUGAGGCGUCAUAUUCAAGUUGUUUCUUCUGAGGGAUCGGAGCUUGCCUCUAGAUGUUUAAGACACUAUGACUGGAGUUUGCUUGAUGCAUUGACAUGGCCAGCUUUUGUUACAGAAUAUCUCUACCUAAUGGGAUAUAUGAGAAGUCUGGAAGGGAAAGGAUAUGGCACCAUACUGUCAGAUGGUGAAUAUUACAGACUUCCUGUCACUGCAAAACUCAAAAUUUUGCAAAUACUAUGCGAUGAUGUAAUAGAUUCUGCAGAAAUCAGAACUGAACUUGAAAUGCGUGAGGACUUGGAGGAUGAUGAAGAAGACAACCUUGAUCUUAGCCAUCCUUUAGACAGUGGCCCAUGCAAUGUGCGAUCUAGAUCUUCCAGGAUUUCUGCUAAGGUGCCAGUUGCACAAGUAACAACUUUGAAAAUAACAGAAUCUGAAGCAGACACAUCCACGGGUAAUAUAGAUGGCAACAGUGAUGAAUGUCAGCUAUGUGGAAUGGAUGGCACUUUAAUUUGUUGUGAUGGGUGCCCCUCUGCAUACCAUUCUAGGUGUAUUGGUCUGAAUAAAGCUUUUCUACCUUCUGGGCAGUGGUUUUGUCCAGAAUGUGUGGCUGAUAAGAAUUGUCCUGCAUCUAUCAAAGUAGGAAGGGGAAUUAAAGGAGCUGAAUAUUUUGGAACUGAUGCGUGUGGACGGAUAUUCCUGGCCUCUUGCAAUUACUUACUUGUGAUCGGUGCAGUUUUGGAUGCAGAUCCAUUCUGUAGAUACUACAACAAAGCUGAUAUCAGCAAGGUGUUAAGCUUGUUGUCCUCAGUUAGGGGGAAUGCAUCAUCAUAUGCUCAUAUCUGUGAUGGAAUUUUAAAAUUUUGGGAGAUUCCAGCAAACAGUUUGGAGACUGGACAAGCUAAACCCAUGGAGGGAAACAAUGUGUGUACAGACAGAGAGAGCAGUUCUGAUAUGGAAGCUAGAUCCCACACUUCUGUGUUGAACUCAAUAACACAGGCCAGGUUCCCAGAGAUGCAACCCAAUACAACAAAGCAAAAUGUUGCUAUAAGGAAGACAGAAUUAACUUCGCUUGAAACCCUGUCAUAUCUCAAUGGUACUCAUAGAUUAACAACACCUGACAUUUCAAGUUGCAUUUCAACAAAUGAAAGCUUAACGAGUAGGGGAGAUUCUGGUACUUCCCAUGUCUUCAACAAGGGUUAUGCAGUUGGGUUAUCUGAUGGAAGCAGGUACGGGAUUCAGAUCAGGAAUGAGAAGACUAGAAAUGGUAGAACUUCCUUCAACCCUCAAGUUUAUGGGAACCAGUAUAUUCAUGGUGAUGUUGCUGCAUCAGCUGCUGCAAAUUUAGUUGUUCUUAGUACAGAAGAGAAGCGAUUUUCUGAAACUCAUGUUUCUUCCAACUCACGGAAAACUCCGGCGGCAAUCAUUUCAUUGCAAAUGAAAGCAUUUACUGAAGCUACGAUGUACUUCUUGUGGCCAUCCUUUGAGAAGAAACUAUUGGAUGUCCCGAGAGAAAGAUGUGGAUGGUGCAUUGCAUGUAAAGGUUCAAUUACAAACAGAAAAGGGUGCUUCUUGAAUUUAGCUGCUGCAAAUGCCCUAAAAGGGUCUGCAAGAAAUAAUACUGGAUUUCGUCCAACUAAGCAUUGUGAAACUCACUUCCCUACCAUUGCAGCAUAUGUAGCAAACAUCGAAGAGACACUGCAUGGCCUAAUUGAUGGGGCAUUGCUAGAUGCAAACUAUAAUCUACAAUGGCGUAGAAAAAUCCGAGAAGCCUCUAGUUGUAGAGUCUUGAAAAUCCUAUUGCUCGAACUUGAGCAGAGUAUUCGUUCAAUUGCCUUUUCUGGAACCUGGUUCAAACUGCUGAAUGAUGGGCUACUCAAGUUUCCUGCUACAACAAUUUGUUCAUCUCUCAACGGGCCAAGUCAAAAGCGUGGGCCAGGAAGGCGGAGCAAGAAACAAUUAGCAUCUGAAUCUGCACUUGCAUCAUCAGAGAGUAGCAGGAAAGAUGUGCAAUGGUGGCGUGGGGGGAAGCUCUCAAAGAUUGUUCUUCAGACUGAGACUCUUCCCAGUUCUUUGGUCAAAAAAGCAGCUCGACAAGGUGGCUUUAAAAGGAUACCUGAUAUUUGCUAUUCUGAAAGUCUUGAGCUUCCUAGAAGAAGCCGACAAUUUGCUUGGAGAGCUGCUGUUCAAAUGUGCAAAAAUACCUCUCAGCUUGCUCUACAAGUUAGAUAUUUGGAUGCUCAUAUAAGAUGGAAAGAUCUUGUUCCUCCAGAUCAAGCCAAUUUAGAUGUGAGGGGUCUAGACGGUGAUGCUUCAGCUUUCAGAAAUGUAGUCAUAUGCGAUAAGCGGUCUAUUGGAAAUAAGAUAAUAUAUGCCCUUAUUUUCUCUAGCCAGAAGCAUAUCCCUUUACGUGUAAUGAAGAAUGUUUUGGAAAAGGAAAGUAUUGACAGCGAAAAUAGCAAAUCCUGGUUCUCUGAGAAUCAUGUACCGUUAUAUUUGAUCAAAGAUUAUGAAGAGAGAAUUCAUGAAAAACUGUUGCCUGGUUCAGUGACAUUAGGUAUACAUGCUCGACCAAAGUUUCAGGAAAAGCAACUAAAAUUUCGGCCAAGAGAUGUAUUUUAUUAUCUAUUACACAAAGGAGACAAACCUAGCAACAGUUCCUGUGCCUCAUGCAAAGGAGAUGUUAAUUUAAGGGACGCUAGCACAUGCAGUAUUUGCCAAGGUAAAUGUCAUAAGGAUUGUGCAAUACCCUUGAUUGAUCGAACGGGAUCCUCUUUAGCUUUCAAUAUCACAUGCAGAAUAUGCUAUCAUGAUAAGACUGCAGCUCUUAAUGCAAGUCGUAUGGAGAUCCGUAACACUCAUCUUUCUAAAGGAAUUCAAGAUCAGUCUCUUUCUCAUAAGAAAAUAAUGCUUCCAAUGACAGCACUCAACACUAUUGGGUCUACUGCUAAGGUGGUGGUUCAAGGAAAAAAUAUAUUAGUUCCUAGUUCUAAGAAAGAAGGCAAGAGUAAGCGAGCAACAACCAGUACAUAUGGUCUCAUUUGGAAGCGGAAGAAUGGGAAUGAUGACAAUGGUGGUCAGGAUUUCAGACUGGUAAAUAUUGUUCUGAGAAAAACAGAAGGCUUAGAUUCCUCAAGAAAACCAACUUGUUGCCUUUGCAAUGCUCCUUACAGAUCUGACCUGAUGUACAUUCGCUGUGAGAAGUGCCUAAAUUGGUACCAUGCGGAUGCUUUGGAACUUGAGGAAGCCCAAAUCUUUGAUCUUGUUGGGUUCAAAUGCUGCAGAUGCCGAAGAAAAGCCUCCCCCAAGUGCCCGUAUGACUGUAAGAAACCUGAGCUAAACUUUGUACAAAAUAGAAAUAGACUUAAAAGUACCAUGCCAGACAAUUCUACAUUAGCACACAGAUCUGUUGCUGCCUCUUCCGUUGCAAAGGAAGGUUUAUCUGUAAUUAAUGGUGAUCUUCUGCCUCGUUCCUCUGGAAUUAUUGAACAAAUACAAACAAUGGAAGCUGCAGUUCACCUGAGUGUACCGAAACCAGAGCAUAAUAGCCAGCAGAAAUUGUCUGUCAGAAGACCCCACCCGACUGCCACAACGGAUUUAUGUUCUGUUAGUCAGUCUCCAGCAAGGAAUAGCAUUCCAUGUGAAAUAGAUGACUAUACUUUCUCUGUGACAAAUGAUAAGAUAUUUGCCAACUCUUCUGAAAUGUUAACAUCAUAUGAUUAUCAAGACAGUGCAAGCUGUGGAGCUGUUUCCUUUAAUGAUAUUAAGUGUGACGACCAAUGGAAUGAUGAUCAAACAUACGAAGAUGCCGAGGACUAUGAACCACAAACCUAUUUCUCAUUCACAGAGCUGUUGGCAUCUGAGAAUGAUCGAGCAGAUGUAUCCGAUGACCCUACUAAUGCUGGAGGUAUUGGUUGCCUGUCAGGUUGCGGCAAGAUCGGAUCGUAUGAAGAACUCAAAUAUGCUGAAUUAGGGCCGCAAGGGGUGUAUUUAGCUGAGGAAGACAUGGAAAACAAAGGAAGUGCAGUUCAUAAUCUGUUAUGUAACAUUUGUAAGCUCGAUGACCCCCCUGCUGAUCUUCUCUGUGAGGUUUGUGGGCAGCUCAUUCAUUCACAUUGUUCUCCUUGGGUCGAGGAUGAGGAGCCUUCUGGCGGUGCAAAUUGGAGAUGUGGAAGAUGUCGAGAUUGGUGCUAGAAGAUAUGAAUACCUUAUGCUGGUUCUGUUGAAGCCCAUACCUUGUUGGUUUUUCUGGACAUGGUCAGAUAACUCUAGCAAAGGUAACAUGGGACCAAAACUCUACUGGAUGCUAGUUAUGCGCCAACGAUAUGCCAUAUAAAGUCUUAUUCAUUGCUCAUAUGAAGUACUAUACCAUUUGCAAAGUUAUGGAAUGGGAUCGGAUGUUUUGCAUCUAGAUUUUAGCAUAUCGUACAUGCAGUUUUUGGCCAACAGCUUACCUGGUAGGUGAUCUUUUCGCUUUGUGGAUAAUGAAUCUGAAAGGGUGACAGGACGAGGAAAGCUGGAUGCCUUUGUAGUAGUACAUCUGAUAAUUUUUUUUUUGUUACAGUGUACUCUGUAGGUGCAAACUACCUGAGAGAAAGAGAAGAAAUACGAAAUCAUUUUAUCUUCGGUAACGAGUGUGCUCUUCCUUAUGCUAGUGAACUUGUGUUUCUGUGCAAUUUCUGUUUGUUCAGAUAUGCCUCAGCGAGUGAAUGAAGCAAUUUAUGAAAGCAAAAUUCCAUUCUUAAUGAACAAUUGAUGCAACUGUAUCUCUGGUGAAGCAUUAAGAUGAAAUUGGAGUGAUUCAUUUGAUUUC